Molecule: messenger RNA, 625 nt
Organism: Microtus ochrogaster (prairie vole)
Lineage: Eukaryota; Metazoa; Chordata; Mammalia; Rodentia; Cricetidae
Gene: Anapc11
Product: anaphase promoting complex subunit 11
Biological process (GO): anaphase-promoting complex-dependent catabolic process
Cellular component (GO): anaphase-promoting complex
Molecular function (GO): ubiquitin protein ligase activity; cullin family protein binding; zinc ion binding
Source: RefSeq, a predicted model, not a curated record
GAUGCCGGAAAAGGCGGGGUGGCCUCGGCGUCGCGUUCCGUCUGCGGACUGGGUGCCUUCUUCGGGACCCCGCUGUCGUCCCUGUUGUGCGGGGUCGGAGUUCGGGUUCGUCUGCUCGAGGGCAUGGUUUCUCUUUAGCAAGUCACAGGCUCGGCCGCCAUGAAGGUGAAGAUUAAGUGCUGGAACGGUGUGGCCACUUGGCUCUGGGUAGCCAAUGAUGAGAACUGCGGCAUCUGCAGGAUGGCGUUUAAUGGCUGCUGUCCAGACUGUAAGGUGCCUGGGGACGACUGCCCUCUGGUGUGGGGGCAGUGUUCGCACUGCUUCCACAUGCACUGCAUCCUCAAGUGGCUGAACGCGCAGCAGGUGCAGCAGCACUGCCCCAUGUGUCGCCAAGAGUGGAAGUUCAAGGAGUGAGGCCUGUGUUCCCUCUGCCAGCGCUGGGCCAGGCUCCGCCUCUUCCCUCCCCUCCUCACAGUGGCACCGGGCCCUGGUUCUGCACUGGGGACAAGGAUGCCUUCCUUCUGGCUGAAACAAGGAGGUCUUUUUGUUUGUUCGUUUUUUUUCAUCGCAUCAUUGACAUUUUUAUUCAAUAAGUAAACUCAUUAAAGUCCCGAGCCUUGCUGGA